Messenger RNA from Leptonychotes weddellii (Weddell seal), 1965 nucleotides. Lineage: Eukaryota; Metazoa; Chordata; Mammalia; Carnivora; Phocidae. The record is from RefSeq and is a predicted model, not a curated record.
UCGGCCCCAUCUGAGGGCCUGACAGCCCCCGGGCAGGGCGGCGCCACGGCGGGCACCGCGCUCCCCUCCACUGGAUCACUUCCCCCAGCUGGGGCAACUUCUCCCGAGGCGGGAGGCGCUUUGUUGUUGUUGUUUUUUUUGUUUUUGUUUUUUUUUUUUACUCGGCUCCCUUAUAUCCCAAUCGGGCAAACUUCUGGGCCCUGAAUGACUUUUCCUGAAGCGGACAUUUUCCUCAAAUCCGGAGAGUGUGCUGGGCAGACGAUGCUGGACACGAUGGAGGCGCCGGGCCACUCGAGGCAGCUGCUGCUGCAGCUCAACAACCAGCGCACCAAGGGCUUCUUGUGCGACGUGAUCAUCGUGGUGCAGAACGCCCUCUUCCGCGCGCACAAGAACGUGCUGGCGGCCAGCAGCGCCUACCUCAAGUCCCUGGUGGUGCAUGACAACCUGCUCAACCUGGACCAUGACAUGGUGAGCCCGGCCGUGUUCCGCCUGGUGCUGGACUUCAUCUACACCGGCCGCCUGGCUGAUGGCGCAGAGGCGGCGGCGGCCGCGGCCGUGGCUCCGGGUGCCGAGCCGAGCCUGGGCGCCGUGCUGGCCGCCGCCAGCUACCUGCAGAUCCCCGACCUCGUGGCGCUGUGCAAGAAGCGCCUCAAGCGCCACGGCAAGUACUGCCACCUGCGGGGCGGCGGCGGCGGCGGCGGCGGCUACGCUCCCUACGGGAGGCCUGGCCGGGGCCUUCGGGCCGCCACGCCCGUCAUCCAGGCCUGCUACUCGUCCCCGGCCUCGCCCGGGGUGCCCGCUCUAGGCCUGGCGCCGCCGCGCUACCACGGCGGCCUGGACGGGCCAGGCGCGGGCGGCGACGGCGACGACUAUAAGAGCAGCAGCGAGGAGACGGGCAGCAGCGAGGACCCCAGCCCGCCCGGCGGCCACCUCGAGGGCUACCCAUGCCCGCACCUGGCUUACGGCGAGCCCGAGAGCUUCGGUGACAACCUGUACGUGUGCAUCCCGUGCGGCAAGGGCUUCCCCAGCUCGGAGCAGCUGAAUGCGCACGUGGAAGCUCACGUGGAGGAGGAGGAGGCGCUGUACGGCAGGGCCGAGGCGGCUGAGGUAGCUGCGGGGGCCGCCGGCUUGGGGCCCCCUUUUGGAGGCAGUGGGGACAAGGUCGCUGGGGCUCCGGGCGGCCUGGGCGAGCUGCUGCGGCCGUACCGCUGCGCGUCGUGCGACAAGAGCUACAAGGACCCGGCCACGCUGCGACAGCACGAGAAGACGCACUGGCUGACCCGACCCUAUCCUUGCACCAUCUGCGGGAAGAAGUUCACGCAGCGCGGGACCAUGACGCGCCACAUGCGCAGCCACCUGGGCCUCAAGCCCUUCGCGUGCGACGCGUGCGGCAUGCGCUUCACGCGCCAGUACCGCCUCACCGAGCACAUGCGCAUCCACUCGGGCGAGAAGCCCUACGAGUGCCAGGUGUGCGGCGGCAAGUUCGCCCAGCAACGCAACCUCAUCAGCCACAUGAAGAUGCACGCCGUGGGUGGCGCGGCAGGCGCAGCCGGAGCUCUGGCCGGCCUGGGGGGGUUGCCCGGCGUCCCCGGCCCCGACGGCAAGGGCAAGCUCGACUUCCCCGAGGGUGUCUUUGCUGUGGCCCGCCUCACGGCUGAACAGCUGAGCCUGAAGCAGCAGGACAAGGCAGCGGCGGCCGAGCUGCUGGCGCAGACCACGCACUUCCUGCACGACCCCAAGGUGGCGCUCGAGAGCCUCUACCCGCUGGCCAAGUUCACCGCCGAGCUGGGCCUCAGCCCGGACAAGGCGGCCGAGGUGCUGAGCCAGGGAGCGCACCUGGCCGCCGGACCCGACGGCCGGACCAUCGACCGUUUUUCCCCCACCUAGAGCGCCUCUUGCCGGCCCGCCUUCGUCGCCGCCGCGUGGCCCCGGCCCGUGCCCACCCCCCUCCCCAACCCCCCCCCC